Messenger RNA from Strongylocentrotus purpuratus (purple sea urchin), 3369 nucleotides. Its product is annotated as zinc finger protein 585A. NCBI's taxonomy places the organism in Eukaryota, Metazoa, Echinodermata, Echinoidea, Camarodonta, Strongylocentrotidae. The transcript is spliced from 5 exons. The record is from RefSeq and is a predicted model, not a curated record. Gene Ontology annotation, biological process: regulation of transcription by RNA polymerase II. Gene Ontology annotation, cellular component: nucleus. Bases 127 to 3330 code for a protein of 1067 amino acids. Gene Ontology annotation, molecular function: RNA polymerase II transcription regulatory region sequence-specific DNA binding; protein binding; DNA-binding transcription factor activity, RNA polymerase II-specific.
UUCAAUGAGCGCCACUAAUCUGGAGAUUCCUUGACCUGGAGAUAAUUUCUUGACCAAAACCCUGCGAUUGUUUACAUUUGUGACGCUACUUCAUCUAUUGGGAGUUGAUGUCAUGCCAGGAGAGUCAUGGACUACAACUACAUGAACCAGCCAGGCAACCCAAGCCAGCACCAGCACCCAGUCACUGAGUACAUGCACCCUACCACAGCACACUCACAGCAUGGCGUAUACCAGCAAUCCAUACCACUGCACCAGCCAUCCCAGAUACCCUACACCGCAGGUAUGCUGCCCCCUGAGUUCAGGGUCGGGAUUGGCAGUGGGCAUGCACCCGUUGAUUCGUCACAACUUGGGGAGGUGGCCAGGAAUGAAAACGUUGUUACCAUGGUGACUGUAUCAGAUCAGGACGUUCAUACAACACUUCUCCAGAUGCAGAAUGAUUUAGCACGCAAUCACCCUGUAAGGUACACAACACCAACCAAUGCUGGGCAUAUUCAAACAUCAGGGGCACGACCAGGCAGUCACCAAACACCACUAACAACGAGCAUGGUGCAUAUCAGACCCAGGCAGGAUACAACUGCGCCAAGCACCGUCACCCAUCAACCACACAUGGUACCAGCAGGAGAGCAAUCAGGACCACUACAAACUAGCUCAGCACCUAGCCUUGCACCAUCUGAACAAGCAGAGGCACCGGUAGAAGCUGCUGAUACCACCAGUGAACCGGAGGAAGCCCCUCUGGGUGGCCCUCUACCAGAAGGGCUGGCAUACAGGAAGCUCGGGCAGAAAACUGUCUGCGUGGUUGCAGAUCGGACACUCCCUGCAGGGGUGCGCUUUGGUCCUUUCAAGGGAGCAUUUGGCAAGGGCCCUAUUCACUUCAAUAACGUCUUGUCUUGGGAGCUGACUCUAGAGGGCAGGGUAGUUGGUUUCCUGAGCCCCGUGAAGGGUGAGAAAGCCUGGACCACCAUGGUAAGAUCUGCACAGCAUCUGAGUGAACUGACUGCCGAGGCUGACCAGUACAACGGCCGUAUCUACUUCACUACCAUCAAGGAGAUUCAACCUGGUCAAGAGUUCAAAGUGUUCUACAGUGAGGAGUACAGGGAGGGCUGUGGCUUCAAGAGUGGUCUGGACAAUCUCAAGUAUAACCCAGAAUCCAAAGGUUUUGAGUGCAGCUUCUGCCCAUGCCAUUGCAGCAACUCCAAGAGUCUCCUGCGUCACAUCAAGCUAUUCCACCACAAAGAGAAGCGAUCCGACAUUGAUGUAGAGAUACAACAGAUCAGAGAUGACAAAGAGCCUUCUCAAGAGAGAGAUGAAAGAGUUACUUCAGUCUAUGAGGGAGAGGGAGAUGCCAGAGAAGUCUCUGAGGGUGGAAGAUUCACCUGCGGCACUUGUGGAAAGCAGUUCCAGAGCCAAGGACCUCUGAUCAUGCAUGAGAAGUUCCACCAGAAUCUGGCCCUCGGAGAAGAUGCAGGAGAAGAGGAGGACGAUGACCAAUCGGAUUACUUCCCUUGCCAGAAUUGCGGCUUCGUUUGCCCCAACAAGUCGUCCCUAGCGAAUCACAUACUGGGUCACAAGAAAGCACCCUUUGGAUGUAAUGAAUGUGGGCAGGUCUGCAAUUCGCGGAAGGCUUUGACCGGGCACAAGAAGGCGGAGCAUGCAGUGGACUCGAAAGGUGCUGGUGGUGAAAAACGGUUGAAGAUUAAGUUGCGGGUACGGAGGCACGCUUCUGGUAAGAAUUUUUGCAAGACUUGUGGCUACUCCUGUGCAGGUCCGAAGGAGUUUCAGAGCCAUAUGAAAGGACACAAGCUGUAUCCCUUUGGGUGCCCUGAGUGUGGAUGUCUUUAUGAACAAAAGAACGCUCUUUUGCUUCAUCUUAAGGAACGGCACAGUACCUCCAAUGGAAAAGGACAACCCGGUCAGACAAAAAGUGACAAACACAAGUGCACCAAGUGUGGGUUUAAUUGCUCUGACGAAAACUCUCUCAAAACACAUGUCAAGAAUCACGAUAAAGCUCCAUAUGGAUGUGAUGUGUGUGGGCUGAUGUACACACAGAAACAAUUUGUAAUGCGACAUAAACGUGUGAAACAUGGUGCUGCCUCCCCCGACAAGCCAAGCGCCCUCAACUCUACGCUUUCCCCUUGGACGUGUACAGAUUGUAACAAGACUUACGUCAAUGAGAAGAGCUUGACGAGACACCAGAAGGAGAAACAUGGGAAAGUGUUUGAAGCUCAGUACCAGCUCAGUGGUGCCAAAGGACAAGGGCCUGGUGAUUUUGAAUGUGAUCUUUGUGUACAGAGUUUCACAACACCAACAGCCUUUAAUGCACAUCUUCAAGAAGUACAUGGCAUUGAACCACAUCCCAGUGACUUGAAGAAGGGAGGAACCAAAAGAAAGGUUGCUGUUCUUCCAACAGGAACCAAUGUGGCAUCAAAGGAUGCACAGAGCAACGUUCUAGGGUCGACUCGAUGCUAUAUCUGCGGUAAGACAUUCAUCAGAUACAGCUUCUUGCAUGAUCAUCUGAGGCAGCAUCAUGGUAUUGAGCCAUUGACAAGAGGAGGUACCCAGAUACAGGAGACAUCGCAGGUAAGCCAGAUUGAACAGAAUGGAACCAACCCAGCAGAGGACCAGGACAAGGUCGAACAGAUCGACAUGCUCGGGAAACCCAUGGACUAUUACAAUCGUCCCCGCCCUUUCAAGUGCAAGCUUUGUCCUCGAAGGUUCGUCUAUCGCCACGUUCUCAAGCGCCACGAGUACAAGGUCCACCUCGGCGGCAGCAAAUUCACCUGCAGCUUCUGUCAGAAAGGCUUUGACAUGGAAAGCCAGCUGUUGGUUCAUGUCCAGAAGCAUACCAAGAACCGACCUUUCAAGUGCGCCCUUUGCACCCGAUCCUUUGCCUCUGAAAGCGCACUUGAUAACCACCAGAAGGAACACACCGGUGAGAAACCUCACAAGUGUGAUGUCUGCGAGCGUGGGUUUGGCACACGUAAGCUCAUGAACAAACACAAGUCACGUGUCCACAGCAACAGGGAGAAGAAGUUCAUCUGCUCCUUCUGUGGCAAGAAGUUUCUGGCCGGUAAAGAUCACAAGGUUCAUGAGAGGCGGCACAAGGGUAUCCGACCCUUUGUGUGUCUGUCCUGUGGGAAGGCUUUUAAGGACAAACACGCUAGAGAUGUUCAUAUGCGUAUCCAUACUGGUGAGAAGCCGUACGUUUGUCGACAAUGCGGCAAAGCAUUUCCCCUACCUCACAGACUCACCGAUCAUAUCGUCAUGCACACGAAGGAGAAUAUGGAACAGGCAGCAGCAAUCUCGGCCAUUGCAACCAACACACAAACAUGAAACAAAGCCAUCUGCAUGAUUUAAGACUUGAACCACAAA